This is a messenger RNA of Branchiostoma floridae (Florida lancelet), 5887 nucleotides long. RefSeq lists its product as uncharacterized. The transcript has 3 exons. NCBI's taxonomy places the organism in Eukaryota, Metazoa, Chordata, Leptocardii, Amphioxiformes, Branchiostomatidae. The coding region runs from base 10 to 5331 and encodes 1773 amino acids. Gene Ontology annotation, molecular function: protein binding. The record is from RefSeq and is a predicted model, not a curated record.
AAUCUGCAAAUGCUUCAUCUGGAAUAUAACAAGAUGUCAGCGGUACCAACAAGGGAGCUCAUGGACAAACCGUAUCUAAAACAUCUUAGUCUGAGAGGAAAUCCGAUAAGGAUGGUGAAGGAAGGUUCUUUUCCUCAUCUGCAAAGUUUAGAGAUGCUUGAUCUUGGGGGCACAGCAAUCAGAAAUAUCGGUCAGCCAGCGUUUCGUCCACUUACAAACUUGAGAACACUUCUGUUGUCUGGUAGCUCCAGGUUGGUUCGACUGAAGAAGAAGUCACUGCUAGGCCUGACGAACUUGCGUUACUUGGACGUGACAAACUGUGCCCUAAGGGACAUCCAUCCGGACGUCUUCCGGGACACGAAGAACAUUUACCGGGUGGCUUUCGCGGACAACCCGUUCAUCUGCAGUGCCGCUAUUUGCCCCAUGGUUGACUGGAUCAACGAGAAACUACCCAACACAGACUUCAUGAACAUCGAGAGAGCGACGUGCGCUGAGCCCGAUUUCUUGCGUGGAAAGUCGUUGCUGACUUUACAGGGAGCACUCGGGCUCCCUUGUCGUAGCCGGCCUGCAAAUAUCGAAGAAUCUCGAAGCAUCGCAAUCGCAUUGGUCGAAUGUCCGAUCAGUUGCGCGUGUCAGGGGCAGUCGGUUGACUGCAAGAACAGAGGACUGCGCGAGAUUCUAACAACGUUUCCUGUCCAAACAAAGAGUCUGGAUUUAGGAAAUAACAUGAUUGGAUCCAUUCCACCUGGAACAUUUGUGAACCUGCCCAACUUAGAGCGGCUGAACCUCGAAAACAACGACCUUCGCGACGACAGUCUCGCAUCAGGGUCCUUCUACGGGCUCAGCCAACUGAAACAUUUGAACCUCUCCAACAACCAGUUUUCGUUAUUCCCAGAAGAGACUCAGUCUCUCGGGGAGACUCUCGAAGUGCUGGAUUUAUCGGGGAACAAGAUUUCGCGAGUGACACCAGAAACGUUCGCGGACUUUGAGAAUCUGCAGGUUCUCCACAUGAAGAAUAUGGGUCUGAGGAGACUGGAGAGAUCAUCACUUAAUGGUAUGAAGAACCUCACUACACUUCAUCUGGAUAGCAACAGGCUUACCAUCAUGCCUAACAAAGAAAUCCAACCACUCCGCUCACUGAAAAACCUGACAAUGAGAGGAAAUCCCGUCAAACACAUCUCCAAGAAGUCCUUGUACCACUUCCCUGCGGUAGAACAUCUCGACAUACGUGACAUGAGGUUGAGAAAACUAGGGAAAAGGAUCUUCAAUCAGCUACCUUCUCUCAAAACCCUCAAACUCUCCGGGAACGUCCAACUGUCGUCAGUUCACAGGACCUCUCUCGCCGCCCUGAAGAAUCUGCAACAUUUAGAGCUGGACAACUGCAACCUGACGACGCUGCCACGGGAGACACUGGAAGACUUAACCUCUCUCUCGUAUUGUACGCUUCAGUCGAAUCCGUGGAAAUGUAAAGGAUUGAAGUUUUGCGGCUUGUACGACUGGUUGGUGCGUGGUUCGGUCGAAGUUCCCUUCCAGGACGAAAUACAGUGUGGGUCCCCAGCUUCAGAAAGGUGGAGACCGUUGAGAAGUGUGUCGAUCAGUAAGAUUUGUGGUACCACUGACACAAAGCCAACCCAGGUUCCUGAGAUGCAGCCCACCACUCCUCAACUCAACGACACUGUGUGCCCGUCCAACUGCAGUUGUAGGGACGAUAACUCCGUGUACUGUAGCAACGCUGGCCUUAACGCCAUCCCAACCCCUCUAGCAGAAACCACGGCCAGCCUUUUCUUGGAUAAUAACAACAUCUCCGAACUCAACCCCUCUGAGUUUGAAGGGUUACCAAACUUGCAAGUACUAGACCUGACUACCAACUUGCUAACCUUUGACAGUAUUGACGACAUGACGUUUGCUCCCCUUACGAAGCUGAGGUACCUGUACUUGAGUAAGAACAAAUUUACCAGUAUCCCCAUGUACGUGCCUUCAUCGACGUACUAUCUGGACGUACAGGGGAACCAGAUAACUGGAGUCAGAGAGGAUGUACUGUCAGAACUAUUACGUAACGUCCCGUCACUGAACUGGAUCGCGUUGGAAAACAACCCAUGGCAUUGUGAUCCUGACGUCUGUACGUUGAGAAAGUUGUUUGACGCGGGAGCCAUAAGGCUACCGUACCCCGAAAAGAUGCUGUGCAGCACACCGCCCAAUCUGAAAAACCUGGCGGUGAUGGGGCCCUACAUCAAGCAGUUUUGUGAGACUGAUGGUUUCCCGUCUCCAGGUUCUGUGGAGGCGAAUGUUACUACAGUUACCACAACUCCAGCCACCACGACUGUGCCGACAGAAGUGACUACGAGGACGAAGGACUGUCCAUCGAUGUGCACAUGUACAUCCGAAGGUUACGUCAACUGUGCGAAUGCAGGCCUUACCAGUCCUCCUUCUAAGCUUCCCGCAAGAACCAGACACCUUAACCUUGCCCAGAACCUUAUCCGGUACAUCGGAAAGGAGGAUCUAAGAGAUUUGCCCGACCUUAAGGUGCUAGAGCUUCAAGGCAACGGCAUGACGAACAACGGUAUUGAAGACGGCUUCUUCGAGACACUUUCGUCACUAGAAUACCUCUUUCUGUCAGACAAUGAGCUUACCUCCGUGCCCGAAAAGCUACCACCUAAACUCUACUACCUGGAGUUACAUGCCAACCGCAUCACCGCACUCCCGAAUCGUAUUCUGUCACGGAUCUUUGAGAACCCCGCGAAGCUGCCGACCCUGACUCUUCACGAAAACCCGUGGACCUGUGACAGAAACCUGUGCAGACUGAUACAGUGGAUACACAGCGGGGCGGUACAUGUGCCAUACAGAGGGCGGAUCGUGUGCGACUCUCCUGAAGAGUUCCGAAGGACAAGACUGCUCAGGUGGGGCAUGACGACCAACUGCAACGACGAGCCUGUGGAAACUACAACCGUCACUUUAACAACGACAGACGUAGAUGCAGACAUCAUUCCUAGUUGUCCAACUGGCUGCCUCUGCAACGUCGCAGAUGGCUUCGUGGAUUGCAGCGGCAUUGGGCUUAGAAAGUUCCCGAGCAACAUUCCACCGGGCACGAGACAUCUAUCUCUCGCGGACAAUUACUUAGAGGAAAUAUCUGCACAGUCAGUUGCUCACUUACAAGGAGUCGAAGUCCUGGACAUAAAGAACAAUCUGAUUACUCUUAACGGGUUGUCUGAAGCGCCUUUCUCUGAACUCAUCGGGCUGAAAUUUCUGGUCCUCACGAACAACAGACUGACGCAGAUUCCGUCACCGGACACUUUACCUGAUAGUUUGAAAGUGCUUCACCUUGACAACAAUUACAUUUUAAGCAUACCUCCGGAGCGAUUCCGAGCUUUGUCAAAAGGCCUUCCUUCCUUGGGAACCCUGUCCUUGCGCGGUAACCCAUACCGAUGUAACCGGCAGUUCUGCGAGCUGUACACCGCCUUGUUAGCCAGUCGCACCAUCACCAUCCCCUUCACUGAUCGUAUCGCGUGUUACGAAUCCCGUAGUCAAGGUGAACCUUUCAUGGCAGAGGCUUUUUGCAGCACGCUUGAUAAAGACGAAAGCGAAUCAAAUCCAACUACUCCAACAAUACCGUUUGAGCCGUACCCAACCUACCCCUCUAUAGUAGUAGUCGACAACGCCGACGCUGGUAUCGAACAGCCCGGACCGACUGUACCCGCAUGUCCGGACGCGUACCCAGCCUCAAAAACUGCCUGUCCAAAACGCUGUAGAUGCACGCAUCAAGUCAUAGACUGCAUCAGAACAGAGAUGGAGAAAAUCCCGGUGAACCUUUUUGCUGACACGAGAAAUCUCUUCCUUGAAGCCAACCGGAUUCAGGCGGUUCCAUCCUGUACGUUCUGGGGGCUGCCGAAUCUUCAGCUGCUGGAUCUACACGGCAAUACUCUGAAAAACGAAGGUCUCGAUCAAGGGUCAUUCCUUGGAAUACGAAAUCUCACCUACAUUUACUUGUCCAACAACCUGAUCUCGAGUGUGCCGGCUCAUCUUCCAACCACAUUGCUCUAUCUUUAUCUUAACCAUAACCACAUUUCAAUGAUACCGACAGGUAUCUUUGAUCGACAUGGCAAACUACGGCGACUGUACAUUGAACAUAAUUUGCUAAGAGACAGCGGUAUCGAAACCAACUCUUUCCAAGGAUUACGUUCACUUCGCUUCCUCAGCCUCGCCGGUAACCGACUUCUAUUCGUACCAAAGAACAUGCCACAGAGUCUCACUCACCUUGUAUUAGACGAUAACAAGAUAGACUUCUUGCCUCCAAAGUGUUUCCAAGGCCUACACAAACUACAACUGUUGUCCCUCAACAACAACAGCCUACCGGAUCAUGGAAUCCACUCAGGGUCGUAUGCCGGUUUGCACAAGCUGACUCGGCUGUAUUUGUCCAACAACUCACUCAAAUCCGUGCCAUACGGACUUCCAAAGACCCUGGAGGAUCUCAACCUCGACAGAAAUUCGAUCUCAAUUCUAGACCGAUCGAAGCUGAAGAGUUUAGAAAACUUGUUGAAGCUGUCUCUUGCGUGGAACAACGUCACCCUCCGCGGCAUCCCGCCCAAGAUAUUCGACGACCUCCGCGAAAUAACCCACUUGGACCUGGACGGAAACCACAUCGAGAGCGUCCCUGAAUAUCUCCCACGAAAGCUGGAGAUCUUGAAACUUUCAAACAACCUCAUAUCCAUGAUUCCCAACAACGUCUUCCACAUCACACCUAAGAUCACCGAGAUCCACCUAGCUAACAACAGUCUAAGUAACUUCGCAGUUCCACAGCAGGUGUUCUACAACUUGGAUGAUCUGACCACUUUGGAUUUGUCCGGGAAUUACCUGAACACCGUGCCAAGCGAGCUACCUGGAAACUUACGGUACCUUUUCCUACAACAAAACUACAUCACAGACGUGAAGGCAGAUAUGUCUCACAUGGGCAAGCUGCAAUGGCUCGUUCUCGGUAACAACAGGCUGACAAGCCGAUACUUCCCACAUCAGAUAUUCUCCCAUCUUGGUGAACUCAAACAUCUGGAUCUUUCACACAAUUAUCUGGAAGAGGUUCCGCCAAAUCUACCGAGAAGUUUGGAAUUUCUGUAUCUGAACAAUAACGGUAUUGAGACUAUUCAGGAGGACACAUUCAUGGGGCUACCGUUUUUAAAGGCUCUGGACUUAAGUAACAACUACCUGGCUGAAAGUAGAAUAGCUUCAGGGUCACUGAGACGGUUGUCUGCUCUCAGGUCGUUAAAUCUCUCCGAAAAUGACUUCAGGAAGCCGCUAGCUAAAACGGAGUUACCCUAUAAUUUACAGGAGUAUAACCCUUAGAUCCAAAACGACUUCAAUAAAAUCUACCGGCUACGAUUCUAUUGAAAUCUUCUGCAUCUAAGGAUAUUGCUCCGGGAUGGUCAUCAAUAAAUGGAGUUUGACAACACUUUUAAUUUCUGAUUAUGAAACAUAAGUAGAUUUAUACUAAGUGAUGUAAUCAAUGGAAGUAUCUUAGAGAGUGACCACAAGAAAUGUUAAGUUUUCAACCCAUUCUAUUGAUGACCAUUAUUGAAAGAAGUCCGUUGUAUAAAUCAAUACAUUAAGUUUGUGGUAUUAAACAUCAGAUAUCUCACUUGGUCUUUCCAUUCUCAGCACUUCCCCAUCUUUUAUUGAGGGAGGGCAUUAUAAAUUGUAAUAUCAGGUAAUCAUCUGAGAUUUAAAGGCUGGUACUUUGGCUAACUGUUUUCAUGCCUUGUGUGUUUUCUUGUUGCCUAAUUACUCGACAAAUUUGUAAACAUGGCCUUUUCACACCCUUUCUAUCCGUCAUCAAAUUGACAUUGACACGGAUAUGUAUGCAAGUGCAUUUAUAAGGAAGACAAAAUGGUGCAGAGGCUUA